GGAAAAGCUUCAUUAAACCUUAAAAAUGUCGACCAAACAAAGAAAUCCCUCCCUAAUUUUAGCCUUCUUAAUCAUUGCCAUGGCCGUCAUGAUUCGACCCGGACUUGCCCAAGUCGACGUGGACGUCGACGAUACUCAAAUAUCACCGACAUUGGAAACCUCUUUCAAGAAACACCAUGGCCACCACGGCCACAACCACGGCCAUUCAUCACCCCCUCCGGAGCCGGCAGACUCGCCUGACAACUCCCCCGACGACAAAAACAUAAAACACAUACCCAAAAAGUUGAAAGAAUUCGUGGAGGAAUGCACUAAACACAUUAGCAACGAUUGCGCCGACGAAAUCGUGGCGGCUUUGUACAACCCUGAUAAGAAGAAAGAAGUCAACAUUGAUGCCAAGUGUUGUCAUCAGUUAGUCAGAAUCGGGCUUAAAUGUCACGAUGCGAUUGUGAAGGUUUUUAUCGGAUUGCCGGGUGUUCAUAAAGAUGCUAAAGUUAUUAAGAGGAACAGUCACAGGGUUUUUCACAGUUGUGAAAUUAUUGAUAAGAGAAACCAGCAUCUUUCACCUCCCCCAAGAUCUUAAUUAUAUAUGUUCUUGAUUUUUUUUUAUUGUACUCCUGGAAAAAAGAGAAUAAGAACUGUCAUUAGAAGAUCGGGACUCCACUAUUAAUUCGAUUUUUGGUUUCGAAUUAAUAUUUUGACGUUGUAUUCAGCCAUGCAUGCACAAAAAAAUAGUCCCCAGGAAAUGACUUUUGUAUUGUUAGUACCUUUCAGAUCUAUUGUUAUCGGGUGUGUCUCCAUUGAGGAUAGUUAGCUAAAAUCAUGAUUUUGAUGUUGAACAAGACAAAAUGCAAUUUGAAAUUAAAAUGCAAAAACCCAUGAUCCUUCUUUAAUGGUUUUAAUGUAGACAACUUAUGCCUGCAG
This is a messenger RNA of Oldenlandia corymbosa var. corymbosa, 921 nucleotides long. NCBI's taxonomy places the organism in Eukaryota, Viridiplantae, Streptophyta, Magnoliopsida, Gentianales, Rubiaceae. The record is from the annotation of a GenBank genome assembly.